AUGUCUCAAUCACAAACGCAAAAUACGCUCACUAGGAUCGCCAUUGUGAACCAAGACAAAUGUAAGCCGAAAAAAUGUCGACAACAAUGCCAGAAAUCGUGUUCGGCCUGUAUUGAAGUUACCCCCUCCGACAAGAUCGCCUUCAUUUCUGUGGAAUUUUACAUUGGGUGUGGGAUUUGCCUCAGAAAAUGUCCCUUUCAAGCAAUCAAUAUCAUAAACCUUCCCGGCAAUUGGGAAACCCAAGUCACUCACCAUUGUGGUUCAAACUCUUUCAAACUUCACCGCCUGCCAAUUCCAAGGCCCGGUCAGGUUCUGGGUAUCGUUGGAACAAACGGCAUAGGAAAUGCUACCGCGUUAAAAGUCUUGGCGAGAUUUCAAAACUAUUUCACGGAAAUACUAGAAGACAACCUGAAGGCUUUUAUAAAGCCUCCGUACGUUGACCAAAUUCCCAAAGCCAUCUGGGGUGCUCGUAAGGAUGACCAUGGAAGGCGAGAAAACCUCAACUUUAAGACUCUAGUCAACCGUGAUGUCAUUGAACUUUCCAGAGGGGAACUGCAACGUUUUGCCGUUGCGAUGGUUUGCAUCCAGAAGGCCGACAUUUACAUGUUCGAAGAGCCUAGUUCUUAUCUGGACUUCAAAAAACGCUUAAAAAUGUAUGCAUUUGAAUAA
Molecule: messenger RNA, 669 nt
Organism: Dibothriocephalus latus
Lineage: Eukaryota; Metazoa; Platyhelminthes; Cestoda; Diphyllobothriidea; Diphyllobothriidae
Source: the annotation of a GenBank genome assembly